AUGGCAAGAAAAUCUUUAGCCCGGUACUUGCUUUUGGGAAUGGCUUGUUCCAUAGUAAUUGCUGCAUAUGAAGAGAGCUUGUCUCCUAGGACAAUUUCUAGUGGCAACUAUCAUGAGGCAAUACAAAGGUUGCAGUCAUUUAAGGCCUCUCUAACUACACCUGAUUCCUUUGCCUCAGCACCAUCUUCCUUGUUAUCACCCUUCUCAAGCCCUUCUCCUGCUCCUGCUUCUGCUCCUUCUCCUCACCCACACCAGGGUGUGAACUAUUCACGAGUGUACCAUGUUACGUCUUAUGGUGCAGAUCCAACGGGUAGUUCAGAUAGCACUGAAGCACUCCUUGCAGUCAUAGCAGAUGUUGCCACGGGUACUAGUGAAGGAUACCUGAUGCAAGGCAUCAGAAACCUUGGAGGUCCCCAAAUUAAUCUUGAGGGUGGAAAUUACUUGAUCAGCCAGCCACUGCGGUUUCCGGUGGCCGGAGUGGGGAACCUUAUGAUACAUGGGGGGAGUAUAACAGCCUCAGAUGGUUUUCCAGAAGAUAGCUAUAUCAUUGAUUUGUCACCCCCUUCUUCUAAUGGAGGAAACACAAAUAGUUCUUCACUAUCCUACAAUUUUGAGUACAUAACUCUUAAGGACCUCUUGUUGGACUCAAACUUCAGGGGAGGUGGCAUUUCAGUCAUAAACUCACUUAGGAUUAACAUAGACAAUUGUUACAUCACACAUUUCACCACCAAUGGAAUUUUAGUCCAAGGUGGCCAUGAAACCUACAUCAGGAACACUUUCCUUGGUCAGCAUAUAACUGCUGGUGGGGACAAAAAUGAAAGAGACUUCUCAGGCACAGGAAUAAACCUCCAGGGUAAUGACAAUGCUGUCACAGAUGUUGUAAUUUACUCUGCUGCCAUAGGAAUAAUGGUUACUGGUCAAGCCAAUGCGUUUUCUGGUGUACAUUGUUACAAUAAGGCCACUGGUUUUGGAGGCACAGGGAUUUAUUUGAAACUACCCGGUUUGACACAAACCAGGAUUGUGAAUUCUUACAUGGAUUACACUAAUAUCGUGGCCGAAGACCCGGUUCAAUUCCAUGUCUCUAGUUCUUUCUUCCUUGGUGAUGGCAACAUUGUCCUAAAGUCUAAGAAUGGGGUUAUAAAUGGUAUUGAUAUUGUUGAUAACAUGUUCUCGGGUUCAAAUAAUGGGGUUGAAAUUGUUCAGCUGGAUCAAUCCAAUAGUCCUUUCCAUCAAAUUGAACAAGUUACUGUUGACAGAAACAAUGUAAGAGGGAUGAAGUUGAAGGCCACAGUUGCAAAAAGGUCCAUGCAAGGGAAUGGAACCUCAUGGACUGUUGAUUUUAGCAAUGAUCUGCUUUUUCCUAACCUUAUAAAGAAUGUGCAGUACUCUUUAAGCACCACUGGCAGUACCUUCCCCAAUCAUGUUCUGAGGAAUGUGUCUGAGAAUCGUGUUGUGAUUGAAACAAAUGAAGCAGUGUCUGCCAGUGUCUUUGUUACGGUGGAUCAAAGAGGCGUAGUUGAAAAGGUUAAUGAUUUUGAAGGGUCUAACAUUGAAUCUGAAGCUUUUGGUAGCAAUAUACAUGGUGAACAAAGUCUUUGGCAGAAGCAGAGAAGGUGUAGAGGUUUGAAGGUUGAAACCGAAAAUGACUAA
Messenger RNA from Sphenostylis stenocarpa, 1650 nucleotides. The record is from the annotation of a GenBank genome assembly. NCBI's taxonomy places the organism in Eukaryota, Viridiplantae, Streptophyta, Magnoliopsida, Fabales, Fabaceae.